This is a messenger RNA of Polyodon spathula (Mississippi paddlefish), 3112 nucleotides long. RefSeq names its product growth factor receptor-bound protein 2-like. The record is from RefSeq and is a predicted model, not a curated record. The transcript is spliced from 6 exons. Lineage: Eukaryota; Metazoa; Chordata; Actinopteri; Acipenseriformes; Polyodontidae. Bases 427 to 1137 code for a protein of 236 amino acids. Gene Ontology annotation, molecular function: protein binding.
AGUUUCGCGAGAUCUUAUCCCAGGGAAGAGAGACGCUGUUGUCAGUUUCUGGUGGAAAGCGGAAAUAAACAUAGAAUUUUAGUUUUUUUUUGUUUGUUUUUUUUAAAUAAAUAAGUAAAUACUAAUAUAUCAAAUACAUUUCUGUUUUUUUUGUUUUUUUUUCCUGGAACAGUAAGUACGUUUGACCACCCACUGAGUUGAGUUCACCCAGAAAGGCCGAGGGGACAGCGAUCUGUAUGCGAGUGAAGUAAACGCGGAGCUGCGAGUCCCAGCCGGGAGGAGAGACUCGGAGUGAUAUAUCGUUCCCAGGACAGCACAGGCUGGCUGCUUUUUAAUUUAACCCAUCAGCAGAACCCCGAUACCACGCCGACAACAGACAGUAUCGGCCCGGCACUGGAAGGACAGCCACUAUAUAAUAUAACCAGCAUGGAAGCCGUUGCCAAGUACGAUUUUAAAGCCACUGCGGACGAUGAACUGAGUUUUAAACGUGGGGACGUGCUGAAGGUUUUAAAUGAGGAGUGUGACCAGAACUGGUACAAGGCAGAACUCAACGGGAAAGACGGCUUCAUUCCCAAGAACUACAUCGAAAUGAAAGCUCACCCGUGGUUCUUUGGUAAAAUCCCCAGAGCGAGGGCAGAGGAGAUGUUGAACAAACAGAGGCACGACGGGGCAUUCCUUAUCCGAGAGAGCGAGAGUGCACCAGGGGACUUCUCCCUCUCAGUAAAGUUCGGGAAUGAUGUCCAGCAUUUCAAAGUGCUCCGUGACGGGGCUGGGAAGUAUUUCCUGUGGGUGGUGAAGUUCAAUUCCCUCAACGAGCUGGUCGACUAUCACAGGUCCACCUCAGUGUCUCGAAACCAGCAGAUAUUCCUCCGUGACAUUGAACAGGUCCCCCAGGUAAGGGACACCUGCCCCAGCUCCCUUUCUGAAUGUGUACCACAGGCAGGCAACCAGCAUCCUACGUACGUGCAGGCACUGUUUGACUUUGACCCGCAGGAGGAUGGAGAGCUGGGCUUUCGUCGGGGGGAUUUUAUCCAGGUCCUGGAUAACUCUGACCCCAACUGGUGGAAAGGUGCUUGCCACAGCCAGACAGGAAUGUUCCCCCGCAACUAUGUCACCCCAGUAAACCGGAACAUGUGAACGAAAGAAAAGGAACAGAACCCAGAUACCACUGUAGAGUGGCAGCGGAAUUAACAUAUACUGAGAAUGUUCUGCGGAACAGCGGCGAACACACUGCAGUCAGAAUGGGACUGGCGUUGAAGGAAAAAAAAAAAAAAAAAAAAAAAAUAAAAGCUGAAUUUUAUCUCCUAGAUUCCCACAGCUACCCCUGCCGCCAUCUAUUGCCCCCCCCCCCCCCCCCCCUCCUGUGAGUCCAAGCAUGUUUUAUGCUCCUUUUUAAAUAGUUUCUGAUCCUAACACUGUUUAAAAAUCCUUGCUGUAGACUGCACCAAGUUUACAUGCCAGAGACAAAAAAAAUGCCUGUCAUUUGAGCUUUCCAUCUUGCCACGGACUCUUUAUAAAGCAUAAAUUUAAAAUUAACAAAUAUAUAGAUGUAUGUAUGUUUUUGUCUCUCUUGCCUUUCUCCACAAAUUGCUUGUGUAAACGAUGUUCAGCUGCUUUUGAAUGUCUUGUGGAACGCGAGCAGCUCUGGAAUCAAUUAAAUCAUGUGUAAUUGUUUUGACUAUCUGACUGCUUUUGAAUGCUUGUUUUUUUAAGGUAUAAAAUCCUCUAUUAAACUGUUCCAUUUUAGGCUUGUAUUCUGUAAAGAAAUCUUGCCCAGUCUGCCUUUCUCUGAUUUUUUUUAUUUUAUUUAUUUAUUUUUUUAAAACGGUGGGAAAACAGACAAGGGUGCUGUCACACAACGUUUGAAUUAUUUAUCCUGUUUUGUAAAGUUAUGGUUUUGCUGUUGUACUGCAGCAGGUGGCAUAGUUGUGUGUGUGUGUGUAUAUAAUGAAUGUGAAGAAAGAACCAACAUCUGGACACUGUCUUUUAUUGCAGUCCUUAGUUAUCACAGCCAUGCCCACCAUCAGAAUUGCAACUAGACUUCAGAAAUGGCAGGAGGGCUACAACGUAACCUCUGAAAAAGCAAGAGGAGCACGCAAACCAAAAGGAGAGCAGGGUUCAUAAACCCAGGUCUCAGCACAGAUACCUGGAACAGUUUAAAAGAAGAUCCUGUCCUUUUUUUUAUGUAUUUCAAGUUGGUCAGUUUUAUUCAUUUCUGUACGGUCUUAAAAGGUGUAUGGUUGAGCACUUUUUUCUGAUGUAUUUUUGUUUUCUUAAUAGUGCCUUUUUUCCAUAUUUUCAUUUUGUUUUUGGGAAAAAAAUAAUAAUAAAUCUCCAGGGAACUGUGUGAAACGUGUACCAGGACAUACUUUUGUCUGCAUUUUGGUUGUGUAGUGCAAAAAAAAAAAAAAAAAAAAAAAAAACCCUUGUAAAUAACCCAGCCUCAGAUUUGUGGGGUUUUUGUUUUUUUGGCUUUUGUUUUCUUUUUUUUUUUUUUUUUUUUUUUUUUUUUUUUUUUUUUUGCAUUUUGUUGGAUGUUAUUACCAGAAAACGAUUUUCCAAAACGUUUACCUUUUUAUUUAAAUGUUUGAUUUCUCAUACCUAAAACGCUUAGUGAAACAUCAAAUAAUAAGAAAGCAAGCAAGCAAGCCAGCAAGGUUUUUUUGUUUCGUUUUAUUUUGUGCAAGGAUACCCACUACUACUUUUUGGGAACAUUUAUAAUGCAGUAUCCCGUCCUAUCCUAUCCUUUUCAUUUUUGUAUGCAGUCAUUUGUAUAAAUGUUUAAUAAUAAUAAUUGAAUGUACAGAGGGCUCAAGUAAUUGUAACCUAGAUGAUGGAAUGGGAUUUUGAUACUGCUUUUUAAAUGUGAAUUGCAUUGCAGGCAUCCUUUUAAUACUGUUUUGUACAUUGCUACAGGGAGCAAGGUGUUUUUUUUUUUGUUUUUUUUCAUUCCAAGCAAACAUGUAUUUUUUGAGUGGCCAAAUGCUUUGUUAACCAGGCAUCAUCACACUGACUCAGAAUAUGGCUGGCAGUGACAGAUUUUAUUUUAUGUUUUAUUUUAUUGAAAUCUCCUGUGUUGGCAAAGCAUCUGAAUAAAGACAUGUAAAAAUUG